GUGUGUGUGUGUGUGUGUGUGUGUGUGUGUGUGUGUGUGUGACUACAUUUCCGUUUUGUUUUUUUAAGGUCCGCUUAACUGACAACAAACAUGGAUGCCAAUUGCACAUUGGUUUGCUGUGAAGAGGAGAGAGAAGACGAUAAAGCUGUUAUUGUUCAGUUCUCUAACGGCACCCUGAGGAACACACAGCAGCUGGACUUCAGCUUCUAUAAGAACGUGGACGAGACCAACCCUAGAAAGAAGAACCGGCGCCUGCUGGUUGCAGAAUCAGACAGACUCUCCUAUGUUGGUAAUAACUUUGGAACGGGAUCCUUAAAAUGCAACAACCUUUGCAAGUAUUAUGUCGGGGUGCUGAACAAGGAGACCAUGUUGUUAUGUCCCAGGUAUUAUGAUGGCCAUGUUGUUAUGAACGCUCAACUGUUCAACAUGCAGCCCGUUGUUAUCCCAGCUUCGUCUACAGAGAAUGAUGCAUCCCAGAACACAGAUCUAACAUACAGGGAAAAGGUGGACUCUCUGAUCGAGGCGUUUGGUACCAACAAGCAGAAGAGAGCUCUGACCUCCAGGAGACUGAACCAGGUGGGCAGUGAGACCCUGCAGAGCGCUGUAGCAAAGGCUGCCCACACCAUCAUAGACCAGAAGGGCCUGGAAGCCCUUCAGCAGGAGGUUGUUCAGGCAGAGUCCCAGUCUGAAGUGUCUCAUUACCUUCCUCCCUGCUACCCCGACGCCGACACACCUCAACACGUCUACCUGUUUGACGACAUCCUGUCUCCUGUGGAGUACGAUGUCCUGGAUGCUGCUGGCUCCAAGAUGGCCGCCCUGACCCCAGAGGAACUACAGAAUUUAACAGAUGAAGGGUGUCAGAGCGUGGUGAGUCAGUUGGAGAGCCUGCCCAGAGAGGGCGUGGCCAGAGAGAGACAUGCUCGCUGUGCCUUCUACCUCCUCCUGCUGCUCAAACUGGCACGGCAGAAAAUGACUCGCAAGUUCGGGCAGGAGGAGGGCUGCCCUCGUAUCAUCCACAUCAAGCUGAUGAGGACCUUCACCGUGGAGACCUUCAAUAACGGCAGGGUGCAUUACUUGGUGUCUACGUCGAUGCGUGUGAAGGUGGCAGCGUACUGCCUGGCCCUGCUGCUCCACAUGGGAGACAUGACCGCUGACCUCACCCUGUUACACAGAGACCUGGGGGUCACAGAGAAACGGAUGGUGGAGGUGGCCAAGUCGAUGGGGCUGACCCUGUCCAGACACGGCUGUGUGACGGGGGACGACGGCGGUCCGACGGCCGAAAACAGACUGGCGUCUCUGCGGCUGCCCCUCGUCAAAUACCAAACGUUCACGGAGAUACGCAAACGCAAAAAAUGCAUUAGAGGAAGACUAGGAAGACGAGGAAGACGAGGGGAAACGCUUCCAAAACACACCGACAGCGUCCCAUUUGAGGAAAAUAGUACGCAGCGUCGUCUGGUCGUCUGAAGUUCAACGUUCACCGUUUCUGCCAAGCCGUCUGCAGCAGACAGUCUGAUACAUCCAACGUGACGCUCUACCCAGAAUGCACUGCCUCUGAAACGCAACGCCGCAAGGAUAACGCAGUGUGGUUUACUGGAGAUGAAUGUACUUCUGGGUGUACCAACAUGUAAUGAUGCUGUCGGUGUGAUUGAAGUGUAAGGAGGAAGAGGGGAGGUGAGGAAGACGGGGGUAAGGAGGAAGAGGAGAGGGUAAAUAUUCCUAGAGGGGAGGUGAGGAAGAUGGGGAUAAGGAGGAAGAGUGAAGGGGAGAGGGUAAAUAUUCCUAGAGGGGAGGAGAGGAAGACUGGGGUAAGGAGGAGGAGGGAAGGGUAAAUAUUCCUAAAGCGGGUUAGAUAAAGAUGGAUACUAGAAACCCUCUAUUAUGUAAACAAAUAAAACAUUUUAAUGUAAUAAACUUUAUUUUAAUGUAAUAAUGUAAUAAACUACAUUCAGGUUGUGUGUGAGUUCAUACCGCUCUGUCAGAACAUCACCCGUCUGGAAGAACUGAG
Messenger RNA from Oncorhynchus tshawytscha (Chinook salmon), 2005 nucleotides. RefSeq names its product DNA-directed RNA polymerase I subunit RPA49-like. Gene Ontology annotation, molecular function: DNA binding. Gene Ontology annotation, biological process: transcription elongation by RNA polymerase I; nucleolar large rRNA transcription by RNA polymerase I; RNA polymerase I preinitiation complex assembly. Lineage: Eukaryota; Metazoa; Chordata; Actinopteri; Salmoniformes; Salmonidae. The record is from RefSeq and is a predicted model, not a curated record. Gene Ontology annotation, cellular component: RNA polymerase I complex.